Messenger RNA from Phyllopteryx taeniolatus (common seadragon), 4967 nucleotides. RefSeq names its product ETS transcription factor ELK1 (gene elk1). Gene Ontology annotation, cellular component: nucleus. The record is from RefSeq and is a predicted model, not a curated record. Gene Ontology annotation, biological process: cell differentiation; regulation of transcription by RNA polymerase II. The transcript is spliced from 11 exons. NCBI's taxonomy places the organism in Eukaryota, Metazoa, Chordata, Actinopteri, Syngnathiformes, Syngnathidae. The coding region runs from base 973 to 2601 and encodes 542 amino acids. Gene Ontology annotation, molecular function: DNA-binding transcription factor activity, RNA polymerase II-specific; sequence-specific DNA binding.
CUCAACAACACUUUUACACUGAAAGUAAAAAACGGAAACGCGAACGUCUUAAGUCACGUGACUUGACGCAGGUAAAAAGUUGUGAGGAGGAGGUGUCCGUCCAAACCGGAAGAGGGAAAAACCAAAAACAGAUGAGCGAUUCACUUUUCCUUUGUUGGUUGCGUUUCAGUCGUGAAGAAGCACAGGACGUUUUUACAAACUACUUUUUGACACUUCGGGGGAGAGUUUUGGCGGCUCUCGGGGGUGAACUCUGGGGCCGCAGCCCCCGCAGUGGAGCGGCUUCGGUGGGCUGACGCACACGAGAGGCGGGGGACUCGGAGAGCUGUCAACGGAGCUAAUGCUAACGAUGUUAGUUCGAUAGGUUAACACACACGCACAAAACACCACUGCAGGGAAAUCGAAUUUUGCUUUCCUUAAAAAAAAAAACCACUUAACUCGCGUUUGAAGAGGCAUCACGAGAUUCCACCGGGGAGGAUGAGAUUUGGAAGUCUGGCUAGCUUAGCAUAGCAUAGCAUUUCUUUAGUAACACGCACAAAAAAAAAAACUCGAUCGACGUCCACGUAAAAAUGCUGACGUAAACAUAACACAACACUUGGACGUCCGUUAGGUACACUGAUAAGUGCGUAGACGCGCUAUUUUAUUAUUACGGGAGGGCGAGUCGGCGUUUCUCGCGGCUCCUGUUUUCAAUUUAUUUGUUUUAUUUUUUUCAAGUUUUGCCUUUUUGCGUGUUACCAUGGACGCUGCGCAGCCCGCCAGCGGCGCCUCGGAGCUGUUACAUAACAGCCGCAAGUCCGCCGACAUGCUGCCGCGCUGACAGCCGCAAACACGGACACGCGUACACGCACACAAACAUACCCCUUAGCAUACAAACAGCGAGUGGAGAGGCGUGCAAGAAGAGGAACGACAUAAAUACAACAUGGAGGAGCUGUGAGACAGCUUGCACAAGUAAACAACAACGGCAAUUUGAGCAAGAUGGAUUCAAACCCGCUUAUCAACGCCAUGGAUCCGUCCAUCACGCUCUGGCAGUUUUUGCUCCAUCUACUGGACGACCAGCGACAGCGUCACUUGAUCUCAUGGACUGGAGAGGAUGGCGAAUUCAAGCUGCUUGAUGCUGAAGAAGUGGCGCGACUGUGGGGCCUGCGCAAGAACAAACACAACAUGAACUAUGACAAACUCAGCCGCGCACUCAGAUACUACUAUGACAAGAACAUAAUCAAGAAGGUGAGCGGACAGAAGUUUGUGUACAGGUUUGUGAGCCAGCCUGACCCAUCCCUGUCUGACGGGACACACACCCCUGAAGACAGCCAAAGGCGGGACAACCUGGACGCCAACAGCCAAUCAAAAAGUUGUCUAUCCAAGAACAUUGCACAGAAGUCGUCGCCCGGCAACUCGCACAAGAGUUCUAGAAAUGACUACAUGAAAUCGGGCCUCUACUCCACCUUCACCAUCCAAUCGCUGCAGGCCCCACCUAAUCCUCGGCCCGUCAAAACUGAACUGCUGCUGGAGCCCAUCCCCAAGCUGGACUGUGCGCCCAGAGAGGUUUCCUCUCCAUCAGUGGUUGGCGAUCUGUCGCACCACGUGAUCGUCACACAGCCGUCGCCGUGUCCCACUCCUGUUGUCAGCCCCCAUACGGCUGCCAACACCCCCAGCCAAUCACAGAAUCCUCCUGGGCCUCCUCUGAGUGACCAUCCCCACAUUUACCUCACCAGCGUCAGGGACCCUUCCUCCCUCACCCCCCUCCUUCCGCUGGCUCCCGUCGGGUGUUCGGUGAGUCCCGUCCAGCCACACCACUCAACCGUCGGCUCCAAGACGCCGCCACAGGAUGACGGCAGGGAAUUGGCCAAUGUCGCCGGGUUCCCUCCCCAACCAACUCCCUCUCAGUCCGUUUUGGUCAUCAUCAACCCUCCGCCCUCGCAGCAGCAGCGUGCUACCAUGGCGUCCACACCUUCCUCGGUUGUCCCACCCCUAGCACGCCCGCCCCCGCCACCCAUCGUCAUUAAGGAGGAGACACUGCCAUCCGAGGAGGAGCUUCUGGAGAUGGUGGCGCUGGAGGAGAAACGGGUGGACGAGGUUCCUCAGCUAAUUUGUGACACGGGUGACCCACAGACACCGCUCACCAUUGUUGAAGCUCCGUCCACUCCCAGAGUCCAGCCCAGGGAGGGUAGACCAGAGGGAGAAGGAAAGGACACACAAACAGGCUCAUCAGUUACCGCGGUGACAUCAUCGAUCUCUGCUCCAGACGUGAUUGCUCCCAAACCAAAGAAGCCUCGAGGCUUGGAGCUGCCCUCCCAACCCCCAGGCCUCUCCCUGGAUAAGGUCAACGCCGCCGUCAACAGUUUGCUGGCGCCCAGCUCGGCCACCAACACGCUGACGCCCACCGUCAUCACUUCGCAUGCUCUGACUCCCGUCCUGUUGACCCCAAGUCCACUUCCCUCCACCAUCCACUUCUGGAGCACGCUCAGUCCCAUCGCGCCUCGCUCGCCCGCCAAGCUUUCCUUCCAGUUCCCGACGAACGGCAGUAACCAGAUCCACAUCCCGGCACUGAGUGUUGAUGGUCUGUCCACCCCCGUAGUUCUGUCCCCCGGUCCCCAGAAGCCCUGAACGUUGUUAGCACAUCACAAGGCUGCCCUGUUAUUUUGCGCCACGUCCCAAGAUGGCAACGUCGCCGUCAUCCGUCGCGAUGUGUGCGCUCUCCAGUUGGAGUGACCAACAGGAGGACACUGGAUUGUUUCCUGUUUGUGAAGAAGAGGAGGAAAAUAUUUUUUUCCCUGGAGAGCUCAAGCUACUCCUCAUUAAUAUUCAUGAGGAGGAGGUUUUCUUUUCUACUUAUUUAUUCCGUGCGAGGUGACAUAUUUUACCAACCGUUGACGCUCAAUCACUCUGCUUGAUCUUUUUUUUGGGGGGGGGGGGGGGUCCCCCAGAGUGCUGCUACUGGGCACCAGGAUGUGAUGAUCAUGACAAUGAUGGCCAUAUUUUCUUAUUUAAAGAAAUGUUUUGUUUUGGAGACGCAAACAUUCCUCAAAAGGACGCCGGGGUCUUGUCAGGGCAUGCCUGGCUUCAUUCCAUCUGCAGGCUUGCUUGUUGAGCGUCCCCACUGGAGGACGCCUGCUGCUGCACCUUAACGCCACGGUGUCUUUGUUUACUGGACAACAAUAUUCUGACACGCACUGACCCGCCCCCCCAAAAGGGUUGAACGUGACUGUUGGUGCGUCUGUGUUGUCCUUGAACGCAUCACAGAGGACAGAAGAACACGAAGAGAUUGUUUAUUUUGAUGCUCGCAUGGUCACCAUGGCAACCCGACAUUGACCGUUGUUUCGAUAUACCCACAUGCUACACGCAGUUAGACCAUUUUGGACCCUGAGUGACAUGUUGACUGUUUUUCGGCCUUUUGGGCAGAGGGGUUAGUAAAUAAACCCAUGGGCAUUGAACCCUAAGGCCAAUCCACAUAGGACGAUUUGAUGAAAAAAAUUUUAAAGCUUCCAAAUAAGCGGUGGGCAAAGUAUGCCAGCGGGCCACAUACGGCUAAUCAGUUCUUCAAGCAGACCCACUGAGCAUUUACAUUAUCUAGAGUCCUGUUAUAUUUGUUGCAUUCAUUUAGCAGUUUUUUUUCCUCCUAAAAUUGGUUAAUUGAAAUGUAUUAAUUAUUUUUCAUUUCUUUAAAUAAUUUAAUACAAAAUAAUUGUAUUUUUAUCAAAAGUGGUUGAGAAUUUAAGUAACAAUAAAAUAAAAAUGUUGAAAUUAUUUUACUAAAAUACUGUUUACCUAAUUACAAAAAUAUUAGUAAACUAAACAUGUUUUACUAAACUACUGGUUAAUUAUAAUUGACUCACUUAUGAAUAAUAGUUAAAAAUAGCAUGAAUUAUUUACAAUUUUAAUUUUUUUUGUACCUAAUCUACCCCAUCUGUUCGUUUUCAAAAUCAAAGGCAAAAAUGUUUGCUCACCUUUGCUCGAAAGCUCGUGCAUCCUCGUCACAAAAAUUAAGCCGCCAAAGAUGUCCAAUUAGAGCCAAGUGCAGUUUGCUCCCAGGAAGAAAAAAAAAUCCCCAACUGUCAGCACGAUGAGACGAUGGUGUCAUUUCCCAGUCUCUUGAACGCAGCACUAUGGCAUCGCGUACGACUGUUCUAUUUUUCUAGUAGAGAGCCGCUGCUUUAUUUUGUCUAUUGAGGAGAACAAGAAUACUAAAAAAAAAAAAGAGAGAGAAAGAAAACGCCUUAAAGUUGUUGCCAGCGACGCAGCAGGAUGUGAUGUUGGGAGUAAUCUUUUUUUUCCCACAGUGGGCAUGGCCCACACCAAGCCAUUUAUCGCGGAACGUUUUGGACGAACUUUUCCUUUCACCAGCAGAACAGGAAGAAUGUUUUUAUACUGACGACAUCAGGAUUGGCUAUUUGGGUCUCAUUAGCGCUAAGAUGUGGGUGUUUCCUUGCGGGAGAGUGGGAGGCGGUGGCAGUGCUUCAGAAAUUGAUGUUUUCUCCAGUCUUCAAUUUUCUGUACAAAGAUGAACUUAAAUGAGGUGUAGGUGCUGGGUGGUGUGGGGGUUUGGUGUAUAACAUUGACACAACCUUUGUCAAAUCCUCUUUGGCACUGCCCUUCCUUGCCUGCCAUUGACUGAGGAGUUUAUUGAUGUAAAAGGGGCAGGAGUUUAUUUUUCUGAGACUUGUUAUUCAUAUUUACUGGAAAUAUAAAGAAGACAAAUUAUUUUUAUGGGUCGCGUUCUCCCCCUCGCGUGUUUGUUGAUGUUGUGCAGAUGUCUGUUUUUCUAUGACAUGUACACACACUCACACAUACACAUGCACUUAUGGGGUAAAGUGUUAUAAAAGUGUCCAAUUCAAACUGCUGAGUCAUCACUUUUGUAUCCUUUCAGAUUUGUAUUUUCUUGCAUAUUUAGCACUUUUUAAAUUUUGGGAUCAUAAAGACAAUUUUAAUAUUAAACAAAAACAUCCCAGUUAAAUAAAAAGUUUCUAAAUGUA